GUGGUGUUCAAGUACACUGGGUACUAUGGCUGAACGACGUCCAUCCUUCCGAUUCCUAACUUACACCAUUGACCACCUGAGAGUCUCCUAAGGCUUCCUCACAAAACACUUUCAGCUCAUGCGACACAAUAAUGAACAAGCGAGCAUCAAGAUCCAGAAAUGGAUGCAUCAGGUGUAAGGAGCGGCGAUUGAAAUGUGACGAGACGCGGCCAUCAUGUCACCAAUGCGAACGUCGCAAAAUGUCUUGUCCUGGUUAUCGAUCAACUGUGAGAUGGUCUGAUAAGUAUGAGAUCUUCAAGGUCAAUCAACAACCCAACGAGAAGAAGUCAACCUCGUCAAGCACAUCAUCCAGGCACACACAAUCGCAGAUCCAACCAUCACAACCACCACAUCCACCACCACGGCCGUCGUCUCAUAACGCUGACUUUCCUGCUGGAGGACAUGGUAUACAGCUCGUGACCAGUGUUUCUCCGAUCUCUGUGAUGCAGGACUGCCCAACCAUCCACAAUCGAUCUCUCCUUGAUAUCGAAGCUGGUCACAAUACGCUGACCUCGAGACCGGUCGACUUCACACACAGCCAUGUCAAUACGAUCGACAUGGGCUUCGAGGCUCAGAUGGGCGAUAGUACCGGUAUAGACUUCGAGGACUUUGAACUGGUCCAUCAAGAAUUCUGGCACGAUUUGUCUAUCCCAUGGUCACUGGAUUCGCCUGGGCAAGCUUUGUCGGAGCCUACUCCUACUGCUCUCUCUCAAACCUGUGCCAUGUCGUCUUCAACAAACGCGCCCCAGGCACCGGCUGAUGAUCCUCACAUCGACAGUCUCGCCGAAGGGAACGAAGAUGCUCGGAUCUUGCUGCGACACUAUUUCGAGAAUGUCUGCCGUAUCAACUCGGUAUUCGACACUGCCGACAAUCCAUUCCGGUACCUGGUUCUGCGCUAUAUCAAAUCCUCUUCACUGAUCCGCAACUGCGUUCUCAGCCUGGCACUUGUCCACCGGAUGCAAAGCGACCAACAAAAUAUGCACCGCAAGGUCGUGAGAUAUCAUUCUGCAGCAUUACAGUGUCUCUCGGCGGCCAUCGAGAACCUCGACGCGCAAGAAUCGAAUAUUGAAUGUCACUCGAAUCGCUCGGGGUCCCCCUCGAACUACCUCGAGCGAUUACAGGAAGCGCUACUUGGCGUCCUGCUGCUUUGCAAUUCCUCGUCAUGGCUAGAUCCCGAAGAUAUCGGCAUCGGCCAUCUUUUGAGCGCCCGCCAACUGUUCGGCAAAUGGCUACAUGCACAUCGUGACAGUGAUAUCUCCACCAUCACCACCAGCCGUGAAGCGAGUUUCAUCGUCGGUGCCAUGGCUUACAUGGAGACGGUGGUGGCGUUUGUACUGGAUCAGCCUCUCAAUGCCGCCGACUACUUGGAGCCUUUCUGCCAUCAAUCGAAUGAUAUCCCCAUCUAUCCGAACCCAUGGACUGGAGUCAGCACCCCCAUCUUCAUCACCAUGGCACGUGUUGGCAUAUGCGUAAGGCAAAGACGAGCAAUAUCCAACCUGAAAGCGCUGGGUUGGUCUCAGAAUACGUAUGAUACGAUGCUGAACGAUGUGUUUGAAAAGGUGAAGCGAAUCGAGAGUGAUGCUCUCCUCUACGAGCCUCCAGCACGAGGCCGAAUCAAGGACCAGAAAGCGUCGGAGAAUGUACUCGCAGAAUUGGAAUGCCUAGCUUAUACCUACAAGCUGGCCUCCUUGCUGGAGCUAUAUCGCAGCUUUCCGGAACUAGGGUCUAAGGGCAAGAUAGACCAUGGUGAACAUGUUCCCUGGAACGCCGAUUCAUCCGCGGUAAUGGCACCUCCUCCUCAGGGAAAGUUGACUGACGCGCCUGACUCGGAUCCCGAUGAACAUCGGAGACUGAUCUACGACAUUGCAAUCAACUUGCUAGGGCUCCUGAAAGCCACUGCAGAGCGCCAGGCGACGAGCUUGAUCCACACCCUGGCCUUGCUGAUCAGUGGCAGUGCGUUAUAUCACCGUCAACCCAAUCCCCAGCAACAACAACAAUCUGACGACAAAACCUCCUUGCGAGGAAGAGUCACCCAGGUCCUCUCCAUCAUCAACAUGCGACCAAAAGUCGUGGAUCGCUGGCGCUCAUUCGUUCGAGAUCGCGUUCGAUCAAACGCCGAUUUCGUGGGGUUGGAAUCGUUCAAAAAGGUCGAGACACUGUUGGAGGAGGUCUGGUCCAGGUUGGAUGAUCCUUCGCUUAAGCGAUCACGGGUGUCGUCGGUCAGUGCAGCCAAGGAUCAAUCUGCAGCACAUUGGUUGGAUGUCAUGACCGAGUGCCAUCUUGAGACCAUCUUCGGUUAGAAAUCAUGGAGACGGUUGAGAAAUGGUCAGGAGACGGAGAUGUACACAGUGGUGUAGAAUCUACUCUCCGCCUGGACCUAGCGCUGCUGAUAUGAGGGGAGUCAAUCGCCUAUCUCUGUUCCACUUGCAAGUGGAACUCCAAACGAAGCUUAUGAAGCUUAUCUGUCUCUUGCAAGUGGAAACUACUACCUGUGGCAUGUACUCCAUGGUUCGAGAGUCCUUUGCAAAGCAUGGGGGAAUCCGAGGGAGUGCAGUGCUUUGACCUCCCGCACGGAGUAGCGCAAGGCACCGAUAACCAGCCCUUGAUAGUGACUGUGAACCCAGCCAGAUCAGAUGCCAG
Messenger RNA from Exophiala xenobiotica, 2679 nucleotides. RefSeq lists its product as uncharacterized. Gene Ontology annotation, molecular function: DNA-binding transcription factor activity, RNA polymerase II-specific; zinc ion binding; transcription cis-regulatory region binding. Lineage: Eukaryota; Fungi; Ascomycota; Eurotiomycetes; Chaetothyriales; Herpotrichiellaceae. The coding region runs from base 132 to 2339 and encodes 735 amino acids. The transcript has 4 exons. The record is from RefSeq and is a predicted model, not a curated record. Gene Ontology annotation, biological process: positive regulation of transcription by RNA polymerase II. Gene Ontology annotation, cellular component: nucleus.